AUGGCGGCCCCCGCGCUCAAGAGUGCCGCGAUCAGGCACGUCCCGGCGUCCAGCCUGCACGUGUCCAAGCCCACGUGGUGGCUGACGUCACGCUUCCACUUCAGCUUUGCGGACUACUUUGACCCGAAGCGCAACAACUUCGGCGCACUCAGGGUGGUCAACGAUGAUCUGGUCAAGGGCAACGCCGGCUUUGGCACCCACCCCCACCGCGACGCCGAGAUCUUUAGCUACGUGCUGGAUGGCCAGCUCACCCACGCCGACAGCAUGGGCAACCGCGAGUCCCUCGGCCGCGGCGGCGUCCAAUUCAUGUCCGCCGGCACGGGCGUCACCCACUCGGAGCUCAACGACCACCCGGAGACCUGCCGCUUUGUGCAGACGUGGAUCACACCAGACAGGCGCGGCCACACGCCCCAGUACGGCAGCAGCACCUACACCAAGCAGGAGCGCCACAACACGCUCCUGCGCAUCCUGGGCGGCACCGGCGCCGCGCCCGCGUGGCCGGGGCUGGUGACGCGUGAUGAGGUGGCGCUGUACCAGGACGCAAAUGUCAUAGUGUCAGAGAGCGACGCGGGCACGGCGUUCAAGCUGCCCCUCGCGCCGGCGAGGCAGGGUGAGCGGGGGCGGGGCGGGGCCGCGUCGUAG
Messenger RNA from Monoraphidium neglectum, 642 nucleotides. RefSeq names its product putative pirin. NCBI's taxonomy places the organism in Eukaryota, Viridiplantae, Chlorophyta, Chlorophyceae, Sphaeropleales, Selenastraceae. The coding region runs from base 1 to 642 and encodes 213 amino acids. The transcript has 5 exons. The record is from RefSeq and is a predicted model, not a curated record.